GUUGUUAUGAAAUUCAAAUUAAGAAAUAAAAUACGAAAGAAGCAUUGGUUAGAUUAUGCAGAUGACAAAUACGAAAAAUGCGUUAUUUCUGAUGUGAAAGAUCUGAUUAGCGAUUUGUUUCUACUGUUACCUCUUCCGGUGUUUUGGUCACUGUUUUUUCAAAUGGGUUCGAGUUGGACGUUGCAAGCAAACAAAAUGAAUCAAAACGUAUUAGGUUUUGAUAUAAAACCCGAUCAAAUGCAAGCAUUGGAUCCAAUUAUGUUUAUUAUUUUUACACCUAUAUUCGAUUACUUAUUAUACCCAGCAUUAAGCAAAGUUAAUCUUCUCACUAAGCCUCUUCAUAGAAUGGUCAUAGGAGGUCUCUUCGCAUCAAUGGCAUUUAUAAUCGCCGGAUUUCUGCAGUUGUCCAUUGAAAGCAACCUCUCCUCUCACAUUCAUCUGAAAAUUAUUAAUGAAAGUCCAUGUGAAAUCAGUUUAAAAGUACAAAGUUUAUCUUCAAAUAUUACUUUCCAGGUGGAUAAUAACAGCAUUACUGAAACUGAUGUUCAAAACUUACAUUUAAGUAGUUUACAUCUUACAUCUUGUAAAAUAUCAAAACCGUUUAUUUAUUUUAUAAAUAUGGAAACCAACGAAACGCUAGAUCUUCCAGAAUAUAAUAAUACUUUUUCUCUGGAAACUGUUGGCAGAAACAGAACUGUUUUAUAUCUUAAACAAUGGAACGGAAUUGAAAAUCUUAGAAACAUCAAGUUCAUAACCGAAAAUGGAAUAAAUUACGAAGUUGAAAUUACUAUUCAUUCCAAUAGUAACUUGAGCCUUUCAUUUACGAAAGUGAAUAGUCAAAUUUCAUUUUCUAUUUUGUUACAAGUACCCCAGUAUUUUCUUAUGUCCAUUGGGGAAAUUAUGUUUUCCGUUACAGGAGCAUCGUAUUUCUAUUGUCAGGCACCAAAGUCUAUGAAAUCUGUAAUUCAAGCGUUAUGGAUGCUGACACCUACGUGUGGAAAUUUGUUGGUUAUGAUUAUUACUGAGAUCAAAAUAUUUGGAAAGCAAUCUUACGAAUUCUUUUUGUACGCAGUUCUAAUGGCAAUAGCUAUGUUGAUUUUCUUCAUAAUGAUGUAUUGCUCUAAAGGUACAAAACACGUUCGAAGAAAUUCCGAAUUCCAAAGGGUGAAAUCGGAAAUAGUCAAAUUAUCAUUGAAAACAACAGAAUCCUGAUUUACAUGUGAAUUUGAACCUGUACAGAAUGUUUCAUGUUGCAACAUCUUCAUUCCGUAUUUUCAUAAUGCCGUGUAAUCAGUUAUUGGGCCGAAAUUUGAAAAAUUGUAGACCUAUAAAUUCCCACUUUCAUCUCUCUGUCUGCCUUUCGGUAAUCUCGGGAACGACGAUAGAUAAAAUAGAUGAAAGUCAAUACCAGAUAUGGAAAGUUAAUGGCAAGAGGCUCUGAUUAAUUAACUGCAUAUGAACUUUCGGUCUGAACCGGAAGUCACGUGAUUUCAAUUCAAAAAUUUUCCUCGGAACAGAAUUAUAUAGAUAACCGGCACGACUCUGUUGUUAUCAGGAAAAGUAUCAUGU
Messenger RNA from Centruroides sculpturatus (bark scorpion), 1569 nucleotides. Its product is annotated as solute carrier family 15 member 1-like. The transcript is spliced from 12 exons. Gene Ontology annotation, molecular function: dipeptide transmembrane transporter activity. Gene Ontology annotation, cellular component: membrane. The record is from RefSeq and is a predicted model, not a curated record. Bases 7 to 1212 code for a protein of 401 amino acids. Gene Ontology annotation, biological process: transmembrane transport. NCBI's taxonomy places the organism in Eukaryota, Metazoa, Arthropoda, Arachnida, Scorpiones, Buthidae.